AUGGAUCUUUUGCCAAAAUGUGAGCAUCAGCCAGUCGUCUGUGCUUCACCCGUGAUGAACAACACGUCAGUGUUGGCUUCCAGCUGGAGAAAAAUGAGCUGAAACUCGAGGGACGUGGACACGAGCAAGCGGCCAUCAUCGUUGAGGCUCUCAAACUUCAACGUAAGCGGUGUCUAACGAGUAGAGCAGCAAUACAGUCUACCACAGAACACUUUUGCAGGGUCGAGGCAUACCACCAUACCCUACCUUCAGUUUGCCAGCUCUGAGUUUCCACAUUCCUACAGUACUACAGGACACUAGCUAGUCAAGAUGAUGAAGUCCUGCUCAAUACUGGCCCUUCUCGUGACCAUAGUCGGUAACACGGCCGCCUUUACAACUUCGGUGGUUCAACUGGCGUCUUCUUCCACAACAGCAUCGACUUCGGCUCUGCAUGCUGCCGCGACAGUCCCCAAUCCCUUCAAGAAAUUGCCAUGGGUAGCGGAGAAAGAGCGACAACGAGAAGCUCGUCGCAUGAAAAUGGAACGUGCCAAAUUGCAUCGAGAAUUGGGAAUUGUCGAAGACGCAACCUACGAAGAGAUUGUCACGGCCACGGACAAUCUCAUUGCCGCCGCCGGUAGCGAUAUCAAGCAAAAGAUCAAGAUUGAAGUCGCCAAGGACAAAAUUCUGCAAAUCCGAUUAAAUGAACGUCUUGCUGGACUGGCCAUUGAAACAUCAGGUGCUCGGGCACAGAGUGCGUUCGAACGCGAUGGCCUGGACGACGAUGAUGCUCCCAAACAAGGAGGCGACGAAUGGAAUGCCCCUCUAUGGACCAAGGGACUCAUUGUCAAGCCCGAUGCAGCCUACCGCAUGCAACAACUUAAACUAUGGGGUGGUAUCACGCUGUUGGGUACUAGCAUCCCUCCUGCUCUGGAUUACAUGAACCGAUUUACCUGGCUCGUAUGUGUGGCACAGCUGCGAUUUAGAGGAAUGCCCAAAGAAGCCCGAGAAGGCGGAGGCAUGGGAAUUAGCUUUGGAGGAGGCCGUGGAUCUCCUCAUGGCAAAGUCGCAUGGGCGCUGGGUGUUUCGACAUGGAUCUUGGGAGCUUCCUUGACAUACGGUCUCAUGCCUGCUUGGGCCAAAGGACGACGUUAUACUGCAAUUAUGGCAUUUGCCAUGAGAAAUCUCAUCUUUGGAGUGGUCUGCAGUUAUCUGCAACCGUACAAGGGUGGCGCCAGUAAAUCCGUAUACGAUGAGGACUAGAAAGUGUACGCGAGGACAAACUAUUUUUGUAAAGCAUGAACACACAUCAAACUUCCAGCGCUAUGAAGUAGAUAAACCUCACUCGGUUUUGUUUAGGACAGAUAACCUGUCAUCUUCCAUAGAUAUGCUUCUGGGUCAUGAUUUCUGGGUUUCUGGUUACUGCGUUAGCUGUCAUGAAGAAACAACAAAUAAUAAUGGCACAAGUAGUCUGCAACUAAACAAGAACAAUUUCCGUUUC
Messenger RNA from Seminavis robusta, 1477 nucleotides. The record is from the annotation of a GenBank genome assembly. NCBI's taxonomy places the organism in Eukaryota, Bacillariophyta, Bacillariophyceae, Naviculales, Naviculaceae.